AACUGUCCUAAACUGCUCCUCCCACUGUGAGUUUAAAAUGCCUCUCCUUCAUCUAGACAAUGAAGGUGGUACAAAAUAACCGUUUGGCCAUCUGCAAUAAAAGAAAGUUUCUCUUUUUAAUGGCGCAGGUAUGGCCGAGCGGGGAGUGCACCUUGCUGUUCAUCUCCUGCAUGCGAGUGUGAGCUGUCUGGGUGAUGGCCAUUAUGGUCCCUGCUACUGCCUGUGCGUCCGCUCCGCCGGGAUCACUGAAGUGUUGGAACUAACAAGCCUGGGAUGCAGACAGCAGAUGCACAAAUGGGAUUUUGUCCUGAAAGCCUGCGAGUUUGCUCCCUGUCUCCAGUGGAAACCGGGCGAGAGCACGGGGCCGUUUUGCAGGGACUGCCUGUGUUGUGUGUGCCACCAGAGUGAGCUGAUUACAUCUGAUAAUCUCAGUAAUGAUCUACACUGGCAAGGCAGAGCACCUACAGCUGAAUGAGCUACACCGUUGUACACAGUUUUCAGUCUUGUCCUCUCAUUUCUCUUUGUCUCUUAUUCUCUUUCACUGUGGCUCAGAUUUAUGCAGAAUCUGAGCUGUCCUCCACAGGAAGAUAUGCAAUAUUCCUUGUCAUAGUCAUAGCACAUGCAGGAUGUGGGCCAUAGACACACACACACACACACACACACACACACACACACACACACACACACACACACACACACACUCGCAGACACAUCAAAACUCUUCCCCCUCCGGAUAUUCCCCCACGUUAGCUCAAACGCUCGCCCUGUAACAUUCACAUUCAUAUGCACGCAGAGACACACGUACAUUGUAAUCUGCACAGUGCUCUCUCGGCCCAAGGUUAGUGCAGAUUAAAAGAUGUGUCAUUGAUGGAAGUGGCUUUCCUCCCUCCGCGGCCUGUCACAGUGUGUUUGGGAACAGCCCACUUCAUUUUAGCAGCAUAAUGGGUAAACAGAGUGAGAUCAGUCCAAUUACCCCCUCAUUGCUGAGGCGUUCCGGCAGGAGUGGGCUGUGGAGAGAGAGUGAGCUGUCAUGGUGUGAGGCGGAGUUGCAACAGUAGCACCUGCUGCCCGGAGCCCUCACUUGUAUGAAUCUCAAUUUGUUUGUACAGCCGUGCCAAAAACCGGUGACCAAGAAGUGAGGUCUCUGAGGAGUGUGGCACUGCUGGCUAUGUUCUUCUGACUGCUGUUUUCACUGCUCUGUGAGGAUCAGAGGGUGCAAUGAACUCAUGUCAAUGUCAGCCCUUCCAGUGGAUAGUUUCCUUGCUUGCUUCUCGCUGUGCGGCUUUCCAGGGUGGUAAAUUAUCUUAUUCCCCCACUUCACUGUGUUUUACAGCUCAGCAGAGGCAUGAUUUUGCAGCGGAGAAAUCAUUCACGGAGCAGUAACAAGCUGUAGUCCUGGAUACGAGUUCUGAAAAAUGUGCGUGAUAUGGUUUCACCUGUUUUCACACACGCGCCGCGUUCACUAUAUCGAGUGAGGAGCAAGACACGGGGAGUGUGCAGCACAGUAAAAGACGCCGCUUCAUGUUCACAGUGUUUCCCUCCAAACUAAAAGUCAGCACUAUACCUGUCGUGCUCACCCAAGUGUGGAAGUUUGAGUAUCCAGGCACUGGAUUGGUUUAACCCUGAGGGAUGGGAGGAGUGUUUGCUCACUCCUUAUCUCAAAAAAAAAAAUAUAUCUAACGUCUUUCCAUGGCAUCUACAUUUUUUUUACAUUCUUUUUCCUGUUCUUGUGAACCACACGUGCCAUGUCCUUGAAGAAGAUGGGAUACAGUCUCUUUAGGGCUUUCCUUUUUAGAUAUGAACAAAUAACGCAUCUUACAAGGUUGGAAUACAAUUUAUGCAACAACUGACAGAGAGCUCUGUCAGCAGGAAAUGGGGAUCGCCAGUCAGCAUGCAUUUGGCUCCACUAAUUGGAACUAAUACCUUUUAAAUUGCAUAUUGAUUUGGAGAACGCUCUGCGUUUUGUUUUUUUUACUCUUAAAAUACAUGAAAUGAGGAGGUUAAAAUAGAGUUGCCUGUUUGACACCACAAGUCAUGACGAUGACACCAAACGUAUCAUACUCUGACUUCAAAGCUUCUUUUUUUUUUGGUCUCUUGUUGCCAGGGCUGUUGUGCGGCAGAAGGCCUGAGGCGCACUGUAUUUGUAGCCUAAUUAAUACAAUAAAAAAAGCGGCAUCAAAAAUAAAGGUGUAAAAGAACCCAAAUCCUGCACCUCUGCAUCUUAACACAUCAAAGCCAUGCAACUCCCACGACUCAGUCUUUGUCAGAAGUCCACCUGCGUUCCCCAACCCCCUGAAAUGUCCUCUCUGACAGGCGAACCCGGUGUUGAAUGAUGCUAACAAAUGAUGGGGGGGUUGUCUUGUUACACUGCUACUGUUCUGCAAAGCAAAACUUACUUUUUUUUUUUUUUUGCUAUCAACCUCACCGACUCAAUCGAGUGCUUUUUUGGGGGGAAUAACUUUUAUUGUGUUUACAUAAAACGCCCAAGACGUUAUUGAAUGGGGAAGACGGAAACAGGACCGUGGAAUGAUUUCAAAAAUGAUUUUAAUAUUCUAAAGCCGCCCCCCCCCCACGAACAUCCUCAUGAACAAUGAGCUCCAACCGUCCCCGCAGUCACACUCCGUCGGCGCGUUCGCCUGAUGCGCAGCGCCUCCCCAACUCCUGCCUCACUUUGACAAAGUCCUGGACGUGAGCAGGUCUACUGGAUGGCUUGCUGCCCGUCAGGUUGAUGCCUUGAAUAUUUUAGAAGUUGAAUAGCUCUGCCACACGUGCCCCCUCCUCCCUCCCCCAACCCCCCCACCCCCCCUUCCCACUGACAGACAGUCAGUUUGGAAGAGCACAAUGGGACUGUGGUCAUUUUGGAAUUUUUCUCUUUUGGCUUUCGUGUUGCUCGACCCGAAGUUUGCGGCUCGCGCGGAAAUAAGUUGUCAUGCAGCAAACGACAGAUUUUACCGCGUGGAUGUUGUGCCGCUGGAAAGAAAAUCCGCGGAGGUCAAAGUGGACGAGUGCGCAAAAGUUUCAAAUGCGUAUGGAACCGAGCCAGUCGGCGCUCUGAAGCCGGACAACGUCGAGCAAGUCGGAACGGAAUUCCCGAGCGCACUCGGAAAGGAUGCGCCGAGCUGCAUUGAAACGCCGCCAAACUCUCCGAGUCGUCUCAGAACACCUGGCAAAAAGUAUGGCGACAUCUCCGAGGGCGACCGACGGCGAAAUGCGGCGAAUAUGUUGCCAAGAAAGAGGGCGAAGAGGAGCGCGGGUCCGGCAUUCGGCGAACAUGUGGAAAGGAGUAUCAGUGUUGGCGCGCAGCCAGGAGAGAGGUUUGUGGAGACGGUCCAAGGUGUUUCCACCUCCAGAGCCGAGCACCGUCGCGCCGGGGAGGAAGCCAGGGGGUCUAACCCGAGACAGAGUGAGCCUUACCUGGACACCUCUACUUUUGCUCUGUCGGGGGACUCGGCACACAACCAGGCGAUGGUGCACUGGUCUGGACACAACAGCAGCGUGAUCCUGAUCUUGACUAAGCUGUACGACUUCAACCUGGGAGCUGUGACUGAGAGCUCACUCUGGAGAUCCACGGAUUAUGGAAGCACCUACACCAAACUCAAUGACAAAGUGGGUUCAAGGACAGUUCUGAGCUACCUGUACGUCUGCCCCACCAACAAACAGAAGAUAAUGAUGCUCAGCGAUCCAGAGGUAGAGAGCGCUGUUCUCAUCAGUUCAGAUGAGGGGGCAAGCUUUGAGAAGCAUGCCAUUAACUUCAACAUCCUGAGCCUGCUCUUCCACCCGGCACAGGAGAACUGGAUACUGGCUUACAGCCAUGACACCAAGCUGUACAGUUCAAUGGACUUUGGGAGGAAAUGGCAGCUCGUUCACGACAACGUGAUGCCAGGCCGAUUCUACUGGGCGGUAAUGGGGCUGGACAAAGAAUCAGAUGUGGUCCACAUCGAGACGCGCAGCGCAAAAGGCCGCGCUCAGUAUGUGAAGUGCAGAGCCCAGCGAUGCACAGACGGCAACAGACAGUACCUCUUUCCUGGAGAUGUAGACACCAACUCGCUGGUUGUGCAGGAUGAAUAUGUUUUCACACAGGUAACCAAGUCAGGACGAGCCAGCUACUUUGUCUCCUACAUGAGAGAAUCCUUCAAGCGGAUGAAAUUACCUAAAUAUUGUCUACCAAAGGACAUGCAUAUCAUCAGUACAGAUGAGAAGCAGGUUUUCGCUGCAGUCCAGGAGUGGAAUCAGAACAACACCUACAGCCUGUAUAUCUCGGACUCCCCGGGGGUCUACUUUACACUUUCAUUAGAGAAUCUGAGAACCAGUAGAGGACCCGCCGGUAACCUGCUGGUCGACUUUUAUAAGGUUGAGGGGAUAAACGGCAUGUAUUUCGCCAACAAACUGGUGGAUGAUCUCAUCAAGACUUUUAUCACUUACAACAAGGGACAAACGUGGACCCUGCUGCCAGCUCCUGCUAGUGACGUGGCUGGAAAUAACCUCCACUGCAUUCUGCCAUUUUGUUCGCUGCAUCUUCAUCUGGAGUUGCUGGAGAAUCCCUACACGUCAGGACCCAUCACCAGCAAAAAGUCUGUACCUGGAAUUAUUGUGGCUACAGGGAAUAUCGGAACAGAGCUGUCCUCCACCAACCUUGGGAUGUUUAUAACGUCUGAUGCAGGGAAUAGCUGGAGACAGAUUUUCGAUGAGGAGCACAACAUUUGGUUCCUCGACAAUGGAGGGGCUCUGCUGGCCGUCUUACAUGCAGUGACGCCAAUUCGUCACUUGUGGAUCAGUCUCGACGAAGGAAAGAAGUGGGACCGUCACAGCUUCUCUCUGGCACCUCUCUAUGUGGAUGGGGUUUUAAUGGAGCCAGAAUCUGACAAUCACAUUAUCACUUUCUUUGGACACUUCAGCCAUCGGUCAGAGUGGCAACUGAUCAAGAUCGACUACAUGGGCCUCUUUAGCAGGAGAUGCAUGGAUGGAGAUUAUCAGACAUGGCACCUGCACAACAAGGGAAAGCUGUGUGUGAUGGGCGAGAAGCAGAUCUUCAUGAAGCGCAGGCCAGGCAACCGUUGCAUGCUGGCCCAGGACUAUUCCAGGAUCUAUUCCUCCGAGCCAUGCCUCUGCACAGCCUUUGAUUUUGAAUGUGAUUAUGGGUGGGAGCGCCAGGCGGACGGGAAGUGCUCCCCUGCUUUUUGGUUUAAUCCAAAUGGUGCAGCUAAAAGCUGCAGCACCAGCCAAAGCUUCCUUAACAGCACAGGGUAUCGGAAGGUUUUGUCCAAUAACUGUAAGGAGGGAGGGAAGAACGUGUACUCACCCAGGAGGCAGGCAUGUCGUCCCAGUCCACCCCGAGGCCUCCGUCUCUACAUCAAUCAAGGAGAGCUCAGUGCCAAUGUUGGAAGCAACGUUACUUUCAUGGUCUACCUCGAUGAUGGAGACUCGCAGGGGACCAGCAUCCAGCUCGACUUCGGUGACGGCAUCAGGAUAAUAUACUCUAACCUGAGCAGGACUGAUGAUGGCAUCAAGCACAUUUACAGAACGACCGGGAUCUACCGCGUGAUGGCUGCAGCUGAGAACAGCCACGGAUCUGACAGCAGCACACUGUUUUUACACAUCACCAGUCCAGUGGAGCGAGUAUAUCUCUCCGCUCCUAUUGUUGCCAUCAGGGGGAAGGAGGCUAAUCUGACUGCAGUGGUUUGGCCGAGUCACACCCAAACCCUGACCUUCUUCUGGUGGUUUGACAAUAGCUCCGAGCCCAUUAUAACAUUGGAGGGAAGCAUCUCGCACACGUUUCAGAAAGAGGGAAAAAACAAGGUCACUGUCCAGGUUGCUUCUGGGAGCACCGUAAUGCAGGAUUCCAAAGCUAUAACAGUUAAAGAGUUCUUCAGGUCGCUGCUGUUGUCGUUCUCGCCGGCGCUUGACGAGCACAAUCCUGACAUCUCUGAGUGGAGGGAGGACAUAGGCCGUGUGGUGCGGACAGCUCUGUCACAGGUGUCUGGGGUCCCUGAAGAUCAGCUGCUGGUGUCUCUGUACCCAGGCCUCCCCACCACAGCAGAGCUCUUUAUCCUGCCUGAUGAACAUACAUCCAGUGAGCACAACGGAAAGAGCGAGGAGCCUCUAGAGAUGAUAUCAGAUAUUUUUGUCACUGCCCUGAACCAAGGCCUGGUUCAGUUUGAGCUAAAAGCUGAUGUUCGCAUUAUUGUGUACAUGACUCAGCAAACUUUGGCGCCACUUGUGGAUUCAAACGCCAUCCACAGCGGGUCGGCCAUGCUGAUGCUGCUCUCUGUGGUAUUUGUUGGCUUAGCCGCAUUCUUCAUCUACAAGUUCAAAAGGAAAAUCCCGUGGAUCCAUGUUCAGACAGAAGACAGCCAUGAGAAAGAACCGGAAGUGAUCAGCACGGUGGGUGAGAACGACAACAUGUCCAAGGUGAAGCUCAGCGAGUUUCCCUCUCCGAAAGAACUCAUGACAAAGGAUCUGGAGGCCAGAAGCAGAGGAGGAACUGGAAGAAAUAUGGAGAGAAUUGUAACGAGGGAAUUUCCAAACUGUACUAAUGUCUAAGACAAGUGCUCUGUUACUGAGUAAGUACAGACUGUUGUGUUCCACUUGUGCUGAAAUAGUUUGCUAUGUUGGCAUUGUUAAUGAUUUAUUUAUUCAUUUCACAAUGAUAGUGGCUACCGUUCGAAGUCAUGUUUGUAGCUCACAUGGAUGGAUAAAGUAAAUAUCGGUUCACAGUACCAGACUCAGGGGCCUCUAGUUUGAUGGCGACGAAUUGCUGAAAUUGGCUCAUGACAACUACAGCACCCAGCACAAAAAUGUCCAAUUAGCAUCAGGAAUCCCUUGUUCUCUACCACCACCACCAUGGAUGUCACUAAUUUGGGUAUGUUGUGAAUGUUCAGCUGAUACUGACAUUUUUUUUUCCUACUCUCUGUGACAUCAGUAUGGUUCUUUAUUAGGAUAAUAUAUGGAUAUAGGAGGCACAGACUGAGUCACUAAAAAUUAUUCUGUAAUUGUGAGGUAAAUGUAAAUUGCUAGAAUUCCUUUCUAUUAUUAGAAAAGGUUAGUAGAGAACGAUUGUAUAGGUUUUACUGUGUAAGUUUGAUGAAUCCCCCUUAAAUUCAGGAUUGAACUUACAUUUCCUGCGUUACUUCAUGGAUAUUCAGCCACGUUGUCAUUAUCCAGGACCGAAAAUGAUGAAAUAAAGAGUUGUCACUGAAGGGAUAACACAUACCUCCAUAUGACAGAAAUAUAAUUAAUAGGUCAUUUUAGGUUCAGCCUACUGUGAUGCUUUAAACCUGGAUGAACAUGACCAUUUACUGCCCUUUAACUAGAGGUCUUUGAGUUAUAAAUAUAAUGAAUAUAUGUAAAAAAAAAAAAAAAAUAAAAAAAAAAAUAAUAAAAGUCUAGAUUUUACUAAUGCAUAGAAGAAUUUGUAGUUGGUUUUGCUUUAUAAGAUAACAUGGUGCUUUCAAUGACUGUCUCUCAGAUGAUGGUACACAACACAACCCGUGAACUAUGGACACAAAGGUUUUGCCCUUAGAAGCGAAAAACACUGACAACUUGUAUAUAGAACAAGGUUGGAUGUAAAUCUAGAUGGUAGCUUCAUCCUACUUCACUGUAAAGUCAACCCACUGAACACACUCAACCACUGUAUGUCCUCCUUUUUAUUUUUUCCAGCAGCAUGCCCUAAUUAUCUGUGAUAAAAGACUCAAGAUUAUCUUAGGGUGAGCGAGUACUGUAUAUAUAUUAUAUAUAUAUAUGUAUAUUUCAUGGUGAUUUUGAAGUUUACUUGACACAUUAAAACAACUUAAUAAACACCCCGUCUAAUAGUCCAGUUGUGCAAUUGCCAAAAGUUGUGCAUGAUCUAUGAUAUUGUUCCCUUUUUGUCGAUGAGAAAAAUGGUCUUGUUUUGAUUCAUAUUUCUUACUGUGAACAAAUUGCCAUUUUGAAAUUGUUCAAAAUAAAUGUAUUUUUAUACGUUA
Scophthalmus maximus (turbot) is the source of this 7961-nucleotide messenger RNA. It is a transcript of the gene sorcs3b, whose product is annotated as sortilin related VPS10 domain containing receptor 3b. Gene Ontology annotation, cellular component: membrane. Bases 2842 to 6540 code for a protein of 1232 amino acids. The transcript is spliced from 27 exons. The record is from RefSeq and is a predicted model, not a curated record. Gene Ontology annotation, molecular function: protein binding. Lineage: Eukaryota; Metazoa; Chordata; Actinopteri; Pleuronectiformes; Scophthalmidae.